Lathyrus sativus (Indian pea) is the source of this 1410-nucleotide messenger RNA. Lineage: Eukaryota; Viridiplantae; Streptophyta; Magnoliopsida; Fabales; Fabaceae. The record is from the annotation of a GenBank genome assembly.
AUGAAACAAAACUUUGAUUUGAUGAAUUUAUUACCAAACUCUUUGCUUUUCAUCAUCAUUUCACUCAUUCCAUUCAAAGAAGCUGCAAGGACAUCCAUCCUUUCCAAACGUUGGAUGAACUUGUGGAAACACUCCACCAACAUUGAGUUCAACGAACACUAUUUUUCUAGAUCUUGUGAAACGGGCUAUAGUCAAAGAAUAAUUCAAAGAAUGGAUUUUGUUAAAUUCAUUCUAUUAUGGAUUGAAAACAAUAAAGACAAUUUCUUUAUUGAAAAAUUUGCUUUAAAAUUGUUAGAUUUUGAUCGUGAAUUUGAUCGUAAGAUCAUCGAAACAUGUGUUGCUUUUGCUACUCAAAAAGAUGUUAAAGAUUUGGUGCUAGAUUUUUCUAAUCCUAAUUGGGUGGUAGAAGAUUUUGAGAAAAUUGAAGCAUUGUAUGAAUUGCCCACAAAGGUAUAUGAUCAUAAAUCCCUAAGAUCUCUCAAAUUGAUUUCUUGUAGUUUUGUUGAAACCGAGUUGAUUAAAUUGAGUGCUCUCAAACAAGUUUAUUUCGCUUGGAUGGAAUUGAAAAGUGAUGCUAUCGAAUUAUUAUUAUCCAACUGCAAGAUGAUAGAGAGUUUAACCAUGAAAAAAUGUUGGAUAAGUACUAAAUUUGAAUGUUGUGGAAGUUACAUGAGUUUGAAAAGGAUUAUUGUUGAUAGAUGCAAGUUUGUUUAUGCCGGAUUGGCCAUCAAUGCUCCUAACUUAAACUAUUUCGAGUAUUAUGGAAAGGUAAUCUAUUUUCAAAUGAAAAACUCCUUGCAUAUGGAAGAGGCUGAUCUUAACCUUGGCCAUGAAUACGAAUUUCCUGAAAACGAUGGUUUAAUUUAUAACAUGGUUGCUGAUUUCAAACAUGUCAAGGUUCUCACUAUCUGCAGUUACACUCUUCAGGUUUUAUGCAAUGAGUUGGGACCCAUGCUCAAAGAAGACGAGAUGAAUACUCGACAUUUGAAAUUAAAGACAAAUUUGCAUAACGAUGAAUGUCAAGGAGUUACGUUCUUGCUCAAUAGUUGUCCUUUCUUGGAGCAUCUUACUAUUGACUUAGGGUUUGGAAGAUUUUUUGAUAGUGCUUCAAAAAAAUAUUACUCCUCUAAAGUUAAUGGUGAUAAACCAAGAAGCUGGAUAGAGUAUCUAAACAUUUUUCCAAGCUUGACAUCAACUUUGAAGAUGGUAGAGAUUAAUAAUUUUAGGGGGACUGAAAAUGAAGUUUUGUUACUCCAUUUUGUUAUCAACAAUGGGAGUCUCUUACAAAGGAUCAAUAUCAACUUGCAAAAGGAUGAGGUUGAGAUGGGGGAAAAUUAUGGUAAUGUCAAAGAAUUUGUGAUGAACAUUCCAAGGGCUUCAAGAGAUUUAGAAAUAUCUUUUUCUUACUGA